AUGUUUGCAGACACCACCGAGGAAGAGACGCCGCGGGCGGAACAACCCGCAUUCUCAAGACAGUCCUCUGCGGGACGGUUCUCCAGUCGGCCAGUGCCCGAGAUGACGGUGACGGCGGCUGAAGAGUUCGAGCCGAAUAAUCUAGGCGACGUCCACAUGAACAUGGCGGAGCUUGUGGGACGCUAUAGAUUAGAUUCGAGACCCGACGCAGACGGGCCCGGCUCGCCCUACUCGACGCAAGGCAUCUCGCUCUCGUUCAACGAUUUGCCAUCGCGGGCGCAGCAUGUCAUCCUCAAUGAGCUGAUGCGACAAAACAGCGAAGAUACAGCCGUCAUGUUCACCACGUUGCCCGUGCCCACGGAGGGGACUUGCCAGGAUGAGCUGGCGAGCGUGCAGUAUCUAUCGGACGUUGAAGUCCUCUGCCACGAGCUCCCUCCCGUCAUGUUGGUCCUGAGUAAUAACAUGACUGUCACGGUUGGGCUAUAG
Colletotrichum fioriniae is the source of this 486-nucleotide messenger RNA. The record is from RefSeq and is a predicted model, not a curated record. NCBI's taxonomy places the organism in Eukaryota, Fungi, Ascomycota, Sordariomycetes, Glomerellales, Glomerellaceae.